This is a messenger RNA of Acipenser ruthenus (sterlet), 2790 nucleotides long. RefSeq names its product interferon-inducible GTPase 5-like. Gene Ontology annotation, molecular function: GTP binding. Gene Ontology annotation, cellular component: membrane. The record is from RefSeq and is a predicted model, not a curated record. The transcript has 2 exons. Bases 450 to 1640 code for a protein of 396 amino acids. Lineage: Eukaryota; Metazoa; Chordata; Actinopteri; Acipenseriformes; Acipenseridae.
UCCUGGCUUCUGUGCUGUGCUUACCAGCAGUAUUUGGUUCAGGGUUACCUCUGUCAAUUCCAAUUCAAAUUGAAAAGACUUGAAUCAAGUCCCUGCUGGUGCAGACCAAGUGGACCCCUGGUAUAACUCAUGAAAUAGCUCUGGGUUCUUAUGCCGAGGGAAAGGUUUAUGAAAACACCACACAGAGGAAUCAGUUCACUUGCCUGCAGCGCUGAAGGGGUUAAGCAAAGCAGCUUCCGUUCACUGAAGCUCUAGAGGUGUAGCCGGGAGUCACAGCGCACUGAAACCAGCAGCAGGGUCAGAGCUGUUAGGAAGGGAGGAAGCGCUUCACGUCUCACGCAUCACAGGGUUUGCAGACAGGGCUGCUGUAGGUUUUUCUUCUCCUUUUCAACUUUUACAAACCGUUUGCCUGCAUUGUGAACCAAGACUCGUCAGGCUCAAGAUUAACCAUGGCAGAAUACGGUUUCGAGGAGAUUGGUGAGGAUGAAGUGAAUGACAUACGGGAAGCAAUGGAAGCUGGGGGUUUAGCAGGGGCUGCAGAACGUAUCCAGGCUUACCUGGAGUCGCUAGACAGCGUGGAGCUCAACAUCGCCAUCACCGGGGAGUCAGGAGCGGGCAAGUCCACCUUCGUCAACGCCUUCAGAGGACUGGAGGAGGAGGACGAGGGGGCAGCCCCGACGGGGGUGGUGGAGACCACCGCGGAGCCCACCGCGUACCCUCACCCCAAGUUUCCCAACGUCACGAUCUGGGAUCUUCCAGGGAUCGGAACGCCGAACUUCAAAGCAGAUGAAUACCUGGAGCAGGUGAACUUCAAGCGCUACGAUUUCUUCAUCAUCAUCGCGUCCGAGCGCUUCCGAUCCAACAACAUGACGCUCGCCAUGCAGAUCCAGGAGAUGAAGAAGAAGUUCUACUUUGUCCGCUCCAAGAUCGACGAAAACCUCAGGGCGGAGAGCAGAAAGAGAGGCUACAGCGAGGAGAAGACUCUGGACCAGAUCAGACAAAACUGUGUCCAGGUCCUGCAGGACCACGGCAUGAAGGACCCGCGGGUCUUUCUGAUCUCCAGCUUCGACCUGAAACUCUACGACUUCGACAGGCUGGAGGAGACCCUGGAGAAGGAGCUCCCCAAACACAAGAGGCACAUCCUGCUGCUCUCCCUGCCCAACAUCUCCCUGCAAGUUCCAAAGCGGAAGCAGGAGGAGCUGCGAGCCAGGAUCUGGAAACUAGCUGCCCUUUCGUGCGGGGUCGCCGCCGUGCCCAUCCCCGGUCUCUCGGUAGUUUGUGACGUCGCUAUCUUGGUUAGAGAGCUGACGCUUUACUACAACACUUUCAGCCUGGAUGAUGAAUCCCUUCAGAGCCUGGCCCAGAGGGUGGGUAAACCAGUGGAAGACCUGAAGUCGGUGAUCAAAUCCCCGCUUGCGAAGGAGAUAUCGACUGAUGUGGUCCUCAAGCUGCUGACGAAGGCAGAAGGAGGAGGGCUCAUGUUGGCAGGGUACUGGCUCCGGAUCUUCCCCAUCAUCGGAUCUGUAGUGGCGCAAGGGAUCUCGUUUGGAACCACCCGUUACAUGCUGAAGAGCUGCUUGGAGGAGCUAGCGGAGGACGCACAAAAUGUCCUUAAAAAAGCCUUUGAGGUGGAAGUAUGAAGCCUCCCAAUUAGUGGUUGCAAUCCUGGGAUCCCGUAUGCUAAUUCAGCUCCCAAAAUCCCAGGAUGUAUAGAAGAGAAUUAUUAUUUGUUUAUUUAGCAGACGCCUUUAUCCAAGGCGACUUACAGAGACUAGGGUGUGUGAACUAUGCAUCAGCUGCUGAGUCACUUACAAUUACGUCUCACCCAAAAGAAGGAGCACAAGGAGGUUAAAUGAUUUGCUCAGGGUCACACAAUGAGUCAGCGGCUGAGGUGGGAUUUGAACCGGGGACCUCCUGGUUACAAGCUUGUUUCUUUAACCACUGGACCACACAGCCUCCUAGGAUUGUAUUAAGGCAACUGGUUCUGUUUUUAGUCGCGAUUUUCCCUUGUUUUGUUAUGUCUGCUUCACUUAGUAACUAGGCAACCAAGCCCUGCCGCUGAAAUUAAAACCGUGAGAUUUGGAAUUUCGCUUUAAUGGUAACAACCACUGUCUGCAGCUACUCAGCUCAACGUGGCAGAGGGAAAUGAAAAAUGGACUUUUACUGACUGUGACAAAGGAGACUCAGAGGUGACAUUCAGUAUGUACACGGGUCAUUCCACGCCAACGCAACCACACAAAGGGGCGUUCUGUUGCUCGACCGUCUCAGAUUUUGUUAGAAAAAUUCACCUGGAGGUUUGCAACCUGGCCUGCUGAGUGGCAAAGGUCAACCUAAAGUGAAAAAAUCACCCUGGGCUCAACUUAGACGCUACCAUCAUGUGUAGCACCUCGUUCGACUCUUUCACCCCAAAAUCACUGCAAGAUAUUUUUGGAUAGAUGUUGAUGAGAUCUACAAGAAUCAAGCAAAACACUUUGGUAUCCGUGGAUUUUGGAGUUUUGGCUGUUUUUCUGAGAACCAAUUGAGGUUUUGGUAGUUUCAAAUGGGUCUCUGUAACAAAGAAAUCUAAGCUCCAUGUGCAAGUUCAUAACCUCUCAGCUCCAAGCUAGUGCCACUGGAAGCACACCCUGUCACUUUUUACUCUAGAUCUAACCCCAGACAAUGCACAAUUGAAGACUAACGCCAAUUUGGUUAGGACUAUGUGGACAGGGGCAGCAGUGUGGAGUAGUGGUUAGGGCUCUGGACUCUUGACCGGAGGGUCGUGGGUUCAAUCCCAGGUGGGGGACAUUGCUG